Messenger RNA from Mirounga angustirostris (Northern elephant seal), 5162 nucleotides. It is a transcript of the gene USP8, whose product is annotated as ubiquitin specific peptidase 8. NCBI's taxonomy places the organism in Eukaryota, Metazoa, Chordata, Mammalia, Carnivora, Phocidae. Gene Ontology annotation, molecular function: cysteine-type deubiquitinase activity. Gene Ontology annotation, biological process: endosome organization; Ras protein signal transduction; protein K63-linked deubiquitination. The record is from RefSeq and is a predicted model, not a curated record. The transcript has 22 exons. Gene Ontology annotation, cellular component: midbody; cytosol; extrinsic component of plasma membrane. Bases 343 to 3780 code for a protein of 1145 amino acids.
CGAAGACGCGACGCGUCGUAACGCAGUGAAAACUGGGAAAAGGGGAUGAGCUGGGCUGGUUUCCGUCGGGCUAGCGAAGGCUAAUUCUUCUUCGAGUUGGUGGAAGAUGGGCCUUUGGAGAGGAGGCCGGCGUUAGUCAAGCGCGCCUGGCGCCACGUAGACUCCAUGCCCAGCGUGGAGCCCCACACGGGGCUUGAACUCACGACCCUGAGAUCAAGACCUGAGCUGAGAUCAAGUCAGACACUUAACCUACUGAGUCACCCGGGCACCCCAGGAGAAAAGAACUGCUUUUAAUGAAGUAUACCAUCCAUUGUGAAAGUGGAAAAGUAAAGAUUAUUCAUCAUGCCUGCUGUGGCUUCAGUUCCUAAAGAACUCUACCUCAGUUCUUCACUAAAAGACCUCAAUAAGAAGACAGAAGUUAAACCAGAGAAAAUAAGCACAAGGAAUUAUGUACAGAGUGCCCUCAAGAUCUUCAAGACAGCAGAAGAAUGCAGAUUAGAUCGUGAUGAGGAAAAGGCCUAUGUACUAUAUAUGAAAUAUGUGACUGUUUAUAAUCUUAUCAAAAAAAGGCCUGAUUUCAAGCAACAGCAGGACUAUUUCCAUUCAAUACUCGGACUUGGAAACAUCAAAAAAGCUAUUGAAGAAGCUGAAAGACUCUCUGAAAGCCUUAAACUCAGAUACGAAGAAGCCGAAGUUCAGAAAAAACUUGAAGAAAAGGACAGACAGGAAGAGCAGCUGCAGAAACAGAAAAGGCAGGAAACAGGAAGAGAGGAUGGUGGCACAUCACCUAAAAGGUCCUUGGAAAAUGUAAUGGAUUCCAGAGACAAAACCCAAAAGAUAAAUGGUGAAAAGAGUGAAAAAAAUGAGACCACAGAGAAAGGAACAGUCACAGCAAAGGAGCUAUACACAAUGAUGAUGGAUGAAAACAUCAGCUUGAUUAUAAUGGAUGCUCGAAGAAUGCAGGAUUAUCAGGAUUCCCAUAUUUCAAAUUCUCUCAAUGUUCCUGAAGAAGCCAUCAGUCCAGGAGUCACUGCUAGUUGGAUUGAAGCAAAACUCCCAGAUGAUUCUAAAGACACAUGGAAGAAGAGGGGGAAUGUGGAAUAUGUGGUACUUCUUGACUGGUUUAGUUCUACAAAAGAUUUACAACUUGGAACAACUCUACGGAGUCUGAAAGAUGCACUUUUCAAGUGGGAAAGUAAAACUGUCCUGCGCAAUGAGCCUUUGGUUUUAGAAGGAGGCUAUGAAAACUGGCUCCUUUGUUAUCCUCAGUAUACUACAAAUGCUAAAGUCACUCCACCCCCACGAGGCAAGAAUGAAGAGGUGUCUAUCUCAUUGGAUUUUACUUAUCCUUCACUGGAAGAAUCAGUUCCUUCUAAACCUACUGCCCAGAUGCCACCUCCUUCUGUAGAAGUAAGUGAAAAUAUAGAAUUGAUAAAUGAUCAAGAUGAGAGAAUGGCACCACUGAACAUAUCAACUCCAGUUGAGCCAAUUGCUGCUUCUAAAUCUGAUGUUUUACCCAUUAUUCAGCCAGUGCCUGUUAUAAAGAAUGUUCCACAGAUUGAUCGUACUAAAAAACCAGCAGUCAAAUUGCCUGAAGAUCAUAGGAUAAAAUCUGAAAAUAAAGAUCACGAGCAACAGUCUCCUCAGGAUGGAAAAGUUGUUCCUGAUCGUUCCACAAAGCCAGUAUUUCCCCCUGCAACUGCCAUGUUAACAGAUGAAGAAAAAGCUCGUAUUCAUGCAGAAACCGCUCUUCUAAUGGAGAAAAACAGACAAGAAAAAGAACUUCGAGAAAGGCAGCAAGAAGAACAGAAAGAGAAACUGAGGAGAGAGGAACAAGAACAAAAAGCCAGAAAGAAACAAGAAGCUGAAGAAAAUGAAAUCACAGAAAAGCAACAGAACGCAAAAGAAGAAAUGGAAAAGAGAGAAAGUGAACAGGCCAAGAAAGAAGAUAAAGAAACUUCAGCAAAGAGAGGCAGAGAAAUAACAGGAGUAAAAAGACAAAGUAAAAGUGAACAUGAAACUACCGAUGCCAAGAAAUCUGCAGAAGAUAGGGGCAAGAGGUGUCCCACCCCAGAACUGCAGAAAAAGGCAGUGGGAGAUGUGCCCCAUGCCUCUGUGGCAGGAGAUUCAAAUUCAGGCAAGCCUGUUAAGAUUAAAGGACAACCAGAAAGUGGAAUUCUAAAGACUGGAACUUUUAGAGAGAAUACAGAAGACACUGAAAGAAAUAAAGAAACUUUAAAAACCACCAUCAUUAUGGGCUUGUGCGUACACACAUUUCCUUUUCCCUUGCUGGAAAUAUUUGGACUUCGAGACCACGCUCGAGAGCCUUUGACAAGAGCACGAAGUGAAGAAAUGGGGAGGAUCGUACCAGGACUGCCUUCAGGCUGGGCCAAGUUUCUUGACCCAAUCACUGGAACUUUUCGUUAUUAUCAUUCACCCACCAACACUGUUCAUAUGUAUCCACCGGAAAUGGCUCCUUCAUCUGCACCUCCUUCCACCCCUCCAACUCAUAAAGCCAAGCCACAGAUUCCUACUGAGCGGGAUAGGGAACCGUCCAAACUGAAGCGCUCCUACUCCUCCCCAGAUAUAACCCAGGCCAUUCAAGAGGAAGAGAAGAGGAAGCCAGCAGUAACUCCAACAGUUAAUCGGGAAAACAAGCCCACAUGCUACCCUAAAGCUGAGAUCACUAGGCUUUCUGCUUCUCAGAUUCGGAACCUCAAUCCUGUUUUUGGAGGAUCUGGACCAGCUCUCACUGGACUUCGUAAUUUAGGAAAUACUUGUUAUAUGAACUCAAUACUGCAGUGCCUAUGUAAUGCUCCACAUUUGGCUGAUUAUUUCAACCGAAACUGUUACCAGGAUGAUAUUAACAGGUCAAAUUUGUUGGGGCAUAAAGGUGAAGUGGCUGAAGAAUUUGGCAUAAUUAUGAAAGCCCUGUGGACCGGACAGUAUAGGUAUAUCAGUCCCAAAGACUUUAAAAUCACCAUUGGGAAGAUCAAUGACCAAUUUGCAGGAUAUAGCCAGCAAGAUUCACAAGAACUGCUUCUGUUCCUAAUGGAUGGUCUCCAUGAAGAUCUAAAUAAAGCUGAUAAUCGGAAGAGACAUAAAGAAGAAAAUAAUGAUCACCUUGAUGACUUUAAAGCUGCAGAACAUGCUUGGCAGAAACACAAGCAGCUCAAUGAAUCUAUUAUUGUUGCACUUUUUCAGGGUCAGUUCAAAUCCACGGUACAGUGCCUCACCUGUCACAAAAAGUCUAGGACAUUUGAGGCCUUCAUGUACUUGUCUCUACCCUUAGCUUCUACAAGUAAAUGUACAUUACAGGAUUGCCUUAGAUUAUUUUCCAAAGAAGAGAAGCUCACAGAUAACAAUCGGUUUUACUGCAGUCACUGCAGAACUCGACGGGAUUCUUUAAAAAAGAUAGAAAUCUGGAAGUUGCCACCUGUGCUUUUAGUGCAUCUGAAACGUUUUUCCUACGAUGGCAGGUGGAAACAAAAAUUACAGACCUCUGUGGACUUCCCGUUAGAAAAUCUUGACUUGGCACAGUAUGUUAUUGGUCCAAAGAACAAUUUGAAGAAAUAUAAUUUGUUUUCUGUUUCAAAUCACUACGGUGGGCUGGAUGGAGGCCACUACACUGCCUAUUGUAAAAAUGCAGCAAGACAGCGGUGGUUUAAAUUCGAUGAUCAUGAAGUUUCUGAUAUCUCUGUUUCUUCUGUGAAGUCUUCGGCAGCUUAUAUCCUCUUUUAUACUUCAUUGGGACCACGAGCAACUGACGUAGCCACAUAAGGAGAAGUAGGUUAUAAGCUAGUUCUCUUUUAAGAAGCUGAGCAACACAACUCUUGACAUACUUACAAAGAUACUGGCUAGCUAUAGCUGGCCCUUUAGAGGAAUUCUAGGACAGUGGGAGCUGUGUUACUAUCACCAUAUAUUUUAGGUCAGUGCUAUUAUCGAAAAAUUGACUAAUAUGUAACAAGUAUCGCAGUAAGCACUCCUUACAGGUACCAUUUAUUUCCAAACCUUUAUAGUUUGCUCCAAAGUUAAGGUAAUUAACUAGCUAAGCAUUAUUAUUCUAUAGCAUUCUAUUCUAAAAACCAUUAUAUCCUUUAUUUUCCUUUUCACUGUAUGGCCUUUUCACAUUUCUAAAUCCCAGCUUGAUCUAUGAAUACUCUAGAAUGAUGUAAAGCAGAUAGGAAUGUAUGUGUAUAUAUUUAUUGCACACUUGCACAUCAAAUCAAUGUACAUAGUAUAAUAUGUGGUCCUUUUGUGAAGCCUAGAACUCAGAGGAUUGUUUUUCUUUUGGCCUAUUCUGAGUAACUGCAGUGCUUUCUUAGGGAAAUGACAGGGCAAAGCUAUUUUUUUGUUGGCUUUGGGCUGUAUUUGUGCACUAAAUCUUUAUUCUAAAAAAAAAAAAAUGGAAACUUUUCUUUAAUUUUUUAAAAUGAGAAUUUUCAUUUACACCUACAUUAAAAUCUUAAUGAGAAAAAUAAUUUAAAACCCUGUAAGUGUUGUCUUUAAUUUUAUAUUAGCAAACCAUUUUAUACACACACACACACACACGAUCCUACUAUAUUGACUUAAUAUUUAGUUCAUUUACCCUGUUAUAUUAGGACCCGACUUUACUCUGCCUUCAACUUGAUCCAAAACUGCAUAGGAUUCUCAGAGUUGGGAGUCAGAAUUAAAAUAGAAAGGGAUAGGAAUCAGACAUGACUGCAAAGUGAACUGCAUUAAGAACCACACCUUUACAAAAUGAUGUAUUCAAAGAGAGAGAGGAGCUUAGAAUUUAUUAUUACCUCAUGGACUCAGGUGCUAUAGAUGAAAUAAAUAAAAACUCUCCAUAUAAAAAUAAGAUUGUAAAAGGUACUUCUGAAUGGACUGUCAGGGAGAGGAUGAAAGGAUGGGUUUUGAAUUGUGAGGUUGGCAGCCUUUCAUGUUCUGCAGUUGGUCUAAGAGACUUAUUAGAGUUCUUGGCUAAAUUGUCUGAUCAAUGAAAUAUUUUAAAUCAUAUUCUUAAGGUCACAGAGCCACUUGAACAAAACUUACUUUGGUUCAAGUAAGGGUGCAGACAUUUGGUGGAUAUAUGUGAGAUACUCUAUGAUAAAGAAUUCACCUUAAUAAACAUUGAAUUUUGAAGCCUGAAAUUGAUACAUAAUUUGCAGUGAUUUGAAGGU